CUCCUCCCUUCUCCCUCCCUCUUGUUCUCCUCUCUUUCCUCUCCAUCUCAUCUUUCUCACCCUAUAUAAAAUCUAUGAACAAAGAUAAAUGAGAAGUCAUCAAAUAAAAUGAAGUUAGAUCACAAAUUGCAACCUCUAAAUAGGGAAAAUUUUGAAAAAGCUAAUUUUUAUAUGCACUAAAACUCUACCAUAUUUAUUAGAGUGGCAAAACUUUUGCCAAUAUAUAUGUAACCAAACCAAAACCACCAUCCUUUACUGCCAAAUGUCGGCUUCCAAUCCCCAACCGACCACAAAUCAUGUCGCCGUUUUGGCAUUCCCUUUCGGAUCUCACGCUGGGCCCCUUCUCACCCUUGUACGCAAACUCUCCGACGCUGCCCCACACUUGCGAUUCUCGUUCCUCAGCACUGCCAAAUCCAAUGACUCUGUUUUCUCCUCAAUUGGGGUCGACAGAGUGAAGCGGUUUGACGUCGGCGAUGGGUUGCCGGAGGGUUACGUGUACGGGCAGGGAAAACAGUUGAAAGUGAUGGAACUGUUCUUGGAGGGGGCGGAGGAGAGGUUUAAGAAGGGGAUGGAGACGGCGGCGAGCGAGAUGGGUGAGGAAAUUGGGUGUUUGAUUAGUGAUGCGUUUUAUUGGUUUGUGGGUGAAAUGGCGGAGGAAAUGAAGGUUGGGUGGGUGGCGCUUUGGACGUCGGGGCCUCGUCCGUUGCUCGUGCAUCUUUGCAUGGAUCUCAUUAGGAAACAUAUCGAUAUCAAUUCUUGUGAAUCAAGAGAAAAACCCCUGGAGUUCUUGCCGGGCUUCUCAUCAAUUCAGGGAGCCGAUUUACCUGAAGAAAUCCUAUCUCCGAACCUAGACUCACCCUUCACAAAUUUGCUAAACAAAAUGAGCCAUCACCUUCCAAAAGCCACCUCUGUUCUCAUAAACUCAUUCGAACAAAUAGACUCUCAAAUCCACGACCAACUAAACUCAUCCCUGCAGAAUUACCUCAACAUUGGUCCACUCACCGUACUCUCACCAUCGCCGCCUCCAUCCGACGACCAUAACUGCUUACUCUGGCUCGACAAUCAACCACCCAACUCCGUAGUCUACAUAAGCUUCGGUGGGUUCCUAUCACUACCACCGCACGAACUAACAGCACUAGCAGAUGCCCUGCAAGAGAGUCAAAUACCAUUUCUAUGGUCCUUUAGGGGAAACCCAGAGGAAGAAUUACCAAAGCGGCUUCUCGAAUCGGGUAAAGGAAAAAUCGUCCCGUGGGCUCCUCAGGGGCAGAUAUUGAUGCAUUCAUCGGUUGGAGCCUUUAUGACUCACGGCGGUUGGAAUUCGGUGUUGGAAAGCAUUGUGGGCGGCGUUCCGAUGAUUGGGCGGCCUUUUCUGGGGGAUCAAAGGUUGAACUUAAAGACGGUGGAAAACGUCUGGGGAAUUGGAGUGGGUUUAGAAGGUGGGUUUGUGACGAAGAGUGGGGUUUUGAAGGCGUUGGGAUUAGUUUUGGAUAGUGAAAAGGGAAAAUUAACGAGGGAGAAAGUUGAGAUUCUUCGGGGACUGGCUCAUAAAGCGGCGGAAUCCACCACCGGAAGUUCUUCUCGGAAUUUCAUCCGUUUAUUGGAGAUUGUAACCAGGUCAAUUUAAGUUCUUCGUUAAUAUAACUCGAUGAAAUAAGUUCAACUAAUUUUCAAGAAAAUGGUUGGGUUCCUACUGAGCAUAGUAAAAGCAAAGAAGGAAGUUCGUGUACAUAAAUGAGGGAUCGCACUACCUUUUUUUUCAAUCGGCAAGGGAAAUUAUAGAAGAAAAAGAAGAAGAGUCGGUGUGAUACAAAAAUGGCGGAUGUUCCUGGAGCUUUGAGGACCCCUCGAUCUGUUGCCGUUGCCCGAUUUAUGGUUCGGCAAUGAAGAUGGCCCCUAGUCGUGUUCUUGAGAUUGUUGCUGUCUCUGUCUGUAGUUCGUUCGGUCAGUAGUGUUUUGUUUUAGGGAAGUCGAAAUCUGUUGGGGAGAACUAAUGUUUCUAACAAAAUUGGAUUAACUACUACAUGACUUCUCUUUCUCCCUUGUGUUUAUGCACAUUUGUUUUUUCUUUCGACAGUUGAUUUUUUUUUUAUCUA
Molecule: messenger RNA, 2093 nt
Organism: Cucumis melo (muskmelon)
Lineage: Eukaryota; Viridiplantae; Streptophyta; Magnoliopsida; Cucurbitales; Cucurbitaceae
Product: flavonoid 3-O-glucosyltransferase-like
Exons: 2
Coding region: 263-1624 (453 amino acids)
Molecular function (GO): UDP-glycosyltransferase activity
Source: RefSeq, a predicted model, not a curated record